Manduca sexta (tobacco hornworm) is the source of this 1110-nucleotide messenger RNA. RefSeq lists its product as uncharacterized. The record is from RefSeq and is a predicted model, not a curated record. The transcript is spliced from 6 exons. NCBI's taxonomy places the organism in Eukaryota, Metazoa, Arthropoda, Insecta, Lepidoptera, Sphingidae. The coding region runs from base 43 to 1002 and encodes 319 amino acids.
AAGAGAUAACGUUAAAUAAUAUAUUGCGAUAGCCACAAAACCAUGGUCAUAAUGUUAGAAUAUUUAUUUGCAAUGGAAGGGCUACGCGUAAUUGUAGUGUUUAUUGCUGCUUUAAUUGUUAAAGGAAGCAAUGAAUUUCGUCCCGACUACGAGUACCAUGCAUCAGCUGGCGGCUGGUUCAAGGUCCACAAGGUGCCCGCGAAGUGGCACGACGCGCGACUCAUGUGCGACUUCGAAGGAGCACUUUUAGCGUCACCUAUAAAUGUGGACGUCAGUGACGUGAUGCAAAGCAUUGUUAAUAAAAUUGAACCUUCCACCGGCGUGUACACUGGAGUCAACAAUAUUGUAACACCGAUGAUGUACAACAGUAUAGAAGGAGUUUCCUUGUCAGCGAUGCCAGUUCGAACACGCGAUAUAUUCUCUGAGGAGUACAGCUCGAGCCCGCACUGCGCGCGCCUGCUGCAUCAGGCGGGGCUCGUUGCAGGCAGUUGCAGUGACGAUCUUCCCUACAUAUGCUAUAAGAAAAAGACCGGGGAUCUGCGCAUCACCGAGUGUGGGACGGUCGACCCAGGUUAUCAGCUAGAUAACAGAACUGGGCACUGCUACAAGUUCCACAAGGACCCAUUGCUGUGGUCGUUGGCGAACUGGAGGUGCAUUGCUGAGGGCGGGCAGCUGGCCGUCAUCAACAGCGCCGCUGAGGCUGACGUCAUCAAGCAACUGUUCGCCGAAUACCCACCUCCAACUAUUAAGAGAGGGGAUACAACAGUAGUGCAUCUAGGUUUUCAUGACUGGAAUGAAAAUAACGUUUGGAGGACUGUCAAUGGUCUAUCGCUGGAAGAAGCUGGUUACGCGAAAUGGGAUAGCGCGAGGAAAAACAACUACAAAGAAUUCUACGGUAGUAUGACCCGCGUAGGACUCCUGGACGACACUUUGGGCGGGAAAGCCGCUUUUGUAUGCGAGAAACAUCCCAAGAACAUCGUGCCAGUCCCGAACAAUGUUUAAGUUAUCACAGAAAUACGUGUAAUAUGGAGCGCUAGAUUAAUCAAAUGCAUUACGUAAAACCGUUAUACUUUACAACUAUUUCUAGUCGAAUAAAAAUCUUAAAAAUUA